This is a messenger RNA of Telopea speciosissima, 2407 nucleotides long. Its product is annotated as telomerase reverse transcriptase-like. Gene Ontology annotation, biological process: telomere maintenance via telomerase. Gene Ontology annotation, cellular component: telomerase catalytic core complex. NCBI's taxonomy places the organism in Eukaryota, Viridiplantae, Streptophyta, Magnoliopsida, Proteales, Proteaceae. Gene Ontology annotation, molecular function: telomeric repeat DNA binding; telomerase RNA binding. Bases 26 to 2407 code for a protein of 793 amino acids. The transcript is spliced from 6 exons. The record is from RefSeq and is a predicted model, not a curated record.
GUUUUUACUGUAUUCUACUGACAUAAUGCAAAUGCUCAUCUGUUUCCUGCAGUGCAAUCGUGCAAGCUCUGUUCUAGAUCUUCUUACCACUUCAUCCUGGUGUCUUCUUAAGAAAAGGAUUGGGGAUGAUACCAUGUUUCACCUGUUGAAGUGUGCAUCUAUAUUCUUACCGCAUUCUCGUGCAAAUUACCACCAGGUGGCGGGUACUCCUAUCAUUGAUUAUGUGAUGAAGACCCCAAAACAUACAUCAGGCUCCUGUAAGAAGAGGAAGAGAGUCAACGAUGAGGACAAAUAUACAUCUGAUAACAGUAAAUGUUCAGAGAAACCCAUUGAAUCAACUGUGGAACAUCAAGUAUGUGACAAGAAUACUACAACAAAGACUGGAAAGCGUUUAAGGUUGUUUAGUCGGCAACAUUGUACAGAGAAGUUUGACAGAGUCCAAGAUGAAGACAUAUAUAAAUCUGAUACCAUUAAUUCUUUGCAGCAAUCUAAUAGUUCUCUGCCUGUUACUUGCUGCUUAGGUUCUGGUAUCUGUACUAUUGGUUGUAGUCAUAGGAGCUGUUUCAAAUCAUUUGGACGGAAAUGUUGGAGAAAGCAGAGCCCUCUGCAUUACCCUGAAGCACACAUGAUGAACUGUACAGCUUUGGCAAAUGAUAUGGUGAAAUCAAAUGAGGAACAUAAAGUAACAAAGAUCACUACCACAAAGAUUAGGAAGCGUUCAAGGCCUUUCGGUUGGCAACGUUGUAGAAAGCGCAGGCAAGUUACUUCUCCAGAGGACAAUAUGUUGCCUUCUGAAGCGACAAUUCAUUAUGAGAGAGACUGCCUGUCUGGGAUUCUUCUACAGAGCUCUAACACCAGUUUUAAUCAUCAAACUGAGAAGGUGGUUUCGUCCCAAGAGCCAGAGGAUCUGGAUGCACUUCAGAUUACAUCACAGUGCUUUAGUUGUUUGAUGUUGCAAGCACCAAGGAAAGACCCAAAGGGUGCUAAAAUCAACAAGCAACUAAUGUUUUAUAAAUCGGGGUGCUCGUUAUCAUUUCUUCCAAGAAACCAUAUAUUAAAUACAUUGAGGGCUAAUGAUGCUGGUGCGGUUGUCCUUAUGAGGGAUAUCUUUGGCUUAUCUGGGGAAAGUUUAAGUUCUCAGUCUAUGUCAUGCUUCCAAGGCAGUGGUCGUUGUCUUAUUGGUUCUGCAUGUUUGUAUCACUCACUUUUUGGCUUGCUUAAAACCCUCAUUUGCAAUGCCCGUUCCUGCAAUUACUUGAGGUUCUUGGAUAAUCACUGUCCAGCUCCAUGUCUAGAUCAAAGUACAAAUGGAAAUGUUGGACCAUUUGAGGUUAGCAAGUUGCAAACAAAUUUACUUGAUAAAAGACGUAUGCGGUUUAAGCCAAAAUGCAGUCUUUUGGAGGAACCUGAUUGCCAUGUCAAUAGACAGCAAGAGAACCAUCUUAAUAAAACUCCAGAUGUCUUUGACUAUCAAGUUGAGAUAAAUGGACACUACUGUCAGAAACAUCAAGUUGUCUCUUUUUUAUGGUCUACUUGUAGGAAUAUAGUUCCUCCAGAUUUGCUUGGAGCUCCUUCUAAUUGGAGAGCAUUAAGGAGAAACAUUUCAAAGUUUGUUAGCUUACGAAGGUUUGAAAAUUUCUGUUUAAGGCAAUGUAUGCAUGGAUUGAAAACGUCCAGUUUCCCAUUUCUAUCAAAUAAGAAGUUUUUGUGCUUCUAUAGUAAUGAUGUCGUAAAAGAUGAGUCACGAAGAGGUGCAAACAUUUGUAAGGGAAGCAACAGAUUAAGUGAUGCCAAAGGUAUUCUGAAAAAUAAGGUUUUUGAAAGCUGGAUAUAUUGGUUCUUUAAUUGUCUAGUCAUGCCUAUAAUAUCUGCCAAUUUCUAUGUUACUGAAAGUGAGCAGGGGAAACAAGAAGUUUUUUAUUAUCGGAAGCCAAUUUGGGAGAAAGUGACCCAUGCAGCCAUUGCUUUAUUGGAAAAACAAAGCUACCAUUUGUUGGACAAUACUUCUUUAAGAAAUAUAUUAAGUAAAAGGGCAUUUGGUUUUUCAAAAGUUAGAUUUUGUCCAAAAGAACACGGAGUGAGGGUCCUAUCAAAUCUAAAGGCACCAUCAAAGGUACCUCUACAAGGUUAUUUGCAUGAACAAUCUCAUGGAAUGCAGAAUAAAGUGGAUAUUCAUUCAAAGCUGGUGAAGUUUGUUUGUUUCAAGUCUGUGAAUUAUGCGCUUCGUGAUUUACAUGUCAUUCUACAAGGAAUAAAAAUGAAAUGUCCAGAGAAGUUGGGUUCAUCAGUAUUUGACUAUACUGGAGUCUACAGAAAGCUUUGUCCAUUUCUUAUUGGUUUGAAAAAUGGAUCGGCCAUUAAGCACUGCUUGGAGAGAUCUCGAUUGUUGAACCUUCCCAGGGUGUAG